Messenger RNA from Tetrahymena thermophila SB210, 1668 nucleotides. RefSeq names its product lysine-ketoglutarate reductase saccharopine dehydrogenase enzyme, putative. The record is from RefSeq and is a predicted model, not a curated record. NCBI's taxonomy places the organism in Eukaryota, Ciliophora, Oligohymenophorea, Hymenostomatida, Tetrahymenidae. Gene Ontology annotation, cellular component: cytoplasm. Gene Ontology annotation, molecular function: saccharopine dehydrogenase activity. The transcript is spliced from 3 exons.
AUGAGCGAACAAAAUAAAAUAAUUUAUGUUGGUGUAAGAGCUGAAGACAAAAGUCACUGGGAGAGAAGAGUUCCUAUUAUCCCCAAGCAUGUCAGAGAAAUCCAUGAUAAGUAUCCUUAUAUCAAGUUUAUUGUUGAACCUUGCACAAAAAGAGUUUUUUCUAACAAGGAAUAUGAAAAUGCUGGUGCUAUUAUUAGUUCAGAUCUCACAAACUGCUCUCUAAUUAUAUGCGUUAAGGAAGUUCCUAUUGAAAAGCUUUAUCCUUAGAAGACAUACAUGUUCUUUUCUCAUACAAUCAAAGCUUAAAAGUAAAAUAUGGCUGCUCUGGAUGAUAUGAUUUAGAAAAAGAUUAGAUUAAUUGACUAUGAAAAAAUCACAGAUGAAAAAAACAAUCGUCUUGUAGCUUUUGGUAGAUUUGCUGGUAUCGCUGGUACCAUAGAUUAUUUGAGUGGCCUCGGUUAAUACUUAAUGACCAAAUCUAUCUCAACUGCUUUCCUCAACAUCAGCAUGAGCUAUAAAUACUUUAAUUUAGAACAAGCAUACCUCCACCUUAAAUCAGUUGGAUAGCAAUUAGAAUCAUAAGAAAUUCCUAAAGAAUUGCGUCCAUUAGUAUUUGCAGUUACUGGAACUGGACGCUGCGCUAAUGGAGCAUGGGAAGUCCUAGAAAAUCUUCCUAUUAAGAAGGUUUCCCCUGAUGAGCUCAAAGCUCUUCAUGAUGACAUCGAUAACCCAGCUCAUGCUACAACCAUUUACUGCUGCUCUAUUUUGCCUGAACACAUGGUUGAACAUUCAGAGCAUAAGGACCACUUUGAAAAGAAACACUACUAUGAAAAUCCUCAUGAAUAUGUACCCAUUUUCCAUGAAAAAUACUUGCCUUACAUAUCAUCUAUCUUCCAUAAUAUGUAUUGGGAUUACAAAUUCCCACGUCUUAUAACUGAUUAACACAUGAAAGAAUUAGCUCAAAAAGGAAAAAGUAAAUUAUUAGGUAUUUCAGACGUCACUUGUGACUUAGAAGGAUCUAUAGAAUUUUUGAAAAAAUUCACCACCCCUGACUAACCUUUCUAUGUAUAUGAACCUAUUGAACAAAAGAUUUACGAUGACUUAAAAUAUAGAGAUAAUGGUAUUCUUUAUCUAGCCCUCGAUUUCCUUCCAUGCGAGCUUCCUUUUGAUGCAAGCACUCACUUUUCCAACCACUUAAAAGAAUGGAUUCCAAAUAUAGCAGAGAGCGACAUCAGCUUACAUAUUGAAGAAAGUGGGCUUAUAGAUUGUAUUAAAAGAGCAGUUAUUACUCAUAAUGGCGAUUUAACACAUGCCUACUAAUAUAUAAGAAAGCUAAGAGAUGCUAAUGAAAGAAUAGAAGCUAGCAAAAACUUUGAACCUAAAAGAGGUCUCAGCAAAAAAGUUCAGAGCUUCUCUUCUUUAAAAAUCGAAGGCCACAUAUUCGAUACAGGUGCUAUCAAUAAAAUUUUGGAUAUAUGCUAAAAGUAUGAAGUCAAAUUUAAUGUUGCUGAUAUUUUAGUAGGAUAAAACGAAGACCAAACCUCUCAAAUGCUUCUUUAAUUGUAUGCUAAUAACCACGAAUCAAUGAUCGAAGUUAUUGAAUAAAUUGAAGUGCUAGCUGAAAAGAUUAAUUUAGUCAUUUAUGAAUCUUUAUCAUCUGCAUAUUGA